AUGAUAACUGAAUACGAUAUUCAGUAUCGCUUUAAUUGGAGCAAAGCAACUACGAUUAUUGGGGAUGAGACCACGGUUAAGCAGUUUCGGACGGUUAGGUCGCGGUGCCCUUCCGAGAAGACUGUUAUACAAGUGGGAGGACUUAUUCCAGAAGACACAUUUGACUAUUACAAUGCUAUAGAGAGUAUCCCUCCGGGCAUCCAAUUUGAGUCUCUGUCUCUUCCUUGGGAUCAUCCGGCAAUAAUAUAUUUUACCUCGGGAACGUCUGGUCUUCCCGAAAUGGUCAUUCAUAAACAGGUGUCAUUUCCACUGGCUAGAACCCGGGAAGCUCUUUUGGAAUACAGCGGACUAGGGUUGGGGAAAGGUAGCAUACUCAUUUUUGGAGCGUGGAACUGCGGUGCUACCCUAUUUAUCUUCGACGACCGCAAACCUUUCAGCGUCCACCGCCUGUUAAACAUUCUGAAUCGGUUUCCUAUUACCACGCUUUGUGCUCCUCCUCUGGUAUGGCGCCAACUUACGCUUCGAGAUUCGAAAGAUUAUUACCGAUUAUAUCCACCAAAGUCGCUCGAGCACUGUUUGGCAGCAGCUGAAGCUCUUAAUUCCGAAGUAAUCAGGCAAUGGAAACAACUCUCAAAUCUGAAUAUCCAUGAUGGCUAUGGACAAACCGAAACUGUCCUACUUUGCGGUAACUUCAAAGAUUGCCCUAUUCAGCCAGGCCCAAUGGGGAAACCCGCACCCGGUAUCCCGCUAAAUGUAAUCGACGUGGAUAGGAGAGAAUGUGCCCCAGGUGAAGAAGGCAAUACCGCCCUGAAAAUCAAGUCGCCAAACGAAGCUGAGAGCUUCUUCGGUAUCUUUUGA
Molecule: messenger RNA, 858 nt
Organism: Cladophialophora bantiana CBS 173.52
Lineage: Eukaryota; Fungi; Ascomycota; Eurotiomycetes; Chaetothyriales; Herpotrichiellaceae
Exons: 3
Coding region: 1-858 (285 amino acids)
Biological process (GO): fatty acid biosynthetic process; acyl-CoA metabolic process
Molecular function (GO): fatty-acyl-CoA synthase activity; fatty acid ligase activity
Source: RefSeq, a predicted model, not a curated record